Molecule: messenger RNA, 933 nt
Organism: Lactuca saligna
Lineage: Eukaryota; Viridiplantae; Streptophyta; Magnoliopsida; Asterales; Asteraceae
Source: the annotation of a GenBank genome assembly
AUGGCCCAUCUUCACAUAAUCAACAAAGAUACUAGGGCUUUGAACCGGACCUCACAAAAGCCUUGGUGUUCACAGCAGCUUCUCACGCUUACUAUGCGUCUCUAUUUCUUCCUCUCACACCGGCGAUUUAGGGCCAUCCCUCUUUCAUAUCUUCUGGUUGCUAGAGCCUGCAAGUUAUUAAAGAAACACAAAAUCAUCAUAUUCUUAUCCUCUUCAUGUUCUCUUCCGCCGACCACCCUAAGCCGGUCAAAAAACCCUUCCGUUGGAAACCCUAAGUCGUCGCCGUCUAAAUUAGUUCCUCCAUCGCCCACCAGGCGUGUUCUUCUCCAACAUCAAGUAGCACCAACCACGCAUUCUGUUACUCCAUAUACAAAUUCUUUUUCCUCCAACCCUCUUGCCGACCACCCCUUCUCCUCCCCCUUGCCGAUAUGUGUAUAUCGUUUGCUCCCUUUCAUGUUCUUUUCUACAUUUGGCACAAAUGUUGAUAAGUUUUCUCAGUUGGAAGAACAAGAGUUUCAGAAUCUAAAGAGGUUAUGGAAAGUAUCAGUAACCUCUCAAGAUCUUCGGAUGAUUGGCAAUAUAUGGGGAUCGACUGUCUUCUGUUACUUCUUCCUAUCAGAUUUUGGUAAAAGAUUAACUUAUCGCCCAAUAUCUAUUGAAACUGGAGUCAUUGCUCAGGCAUAUGGUUCAGCAAGAGUGAAGAUGGGUAAAACUGAAGUCAUACCUUUGACUUGUCGUCUCAACUUGUUGACCAUAUCAAACAUCACUGCUGGAAACAAGGAGCAGAUUCAGACAUUCAUUGAAGCAAAUAUCAUUGGCCCUCUUAUUCAUCUGCUUCAAAAUGAAGAAUUUGACAUCAAAAAGGAGGUUGCAUCAGCUAUCUCAAAUGCUACUUCUGGUGGAAGCCAUGACCAAAUCAAGUGGGAUUCAUAA